AUCCAAUUAUGCUAGUAUGAAUUAAAUGCUAAAAGACAAUCGUUCCGUUAGCGCACCUUAAUCGUGCACAGAGGGUUGUUGCCUAGCAAGGAGGUGAUCUCGUUGCUGCUUCGUGAUGGCAUGGGUAGCUUGCCAAACCAAGCUGUCGUACAAAUACCGCCGCCGUACCCACACCGUCACUCCGGACCUUGAGGAGGCCUACCUGCGGGUUGAUGUCUCCUGCGGCAGCGAGGCAUGCGACACCUGCAGGGUCGGUACGACACCCCUAACAACGGCCUCUUCGUUUGGAGAUGCUGGGGCAGGCAGUUGGUACGGCAGCGCUCCAACUGCCACGCUGUCCGCUUCCGCGCCGUACUACCUCAUUCCUGAUGCGGCGGCGCUUUCCGAGCUGCUGGAGUUGUUUGAACUGCCGGACAUUUCAAAUUACAUCGUCCUGGCGAGCUGCGUACGACAGCUCUCGCAGCGCGGGGCGGGUCGCAAGGUCGCCCGCCUGCGCGCCCUCUACCGCGACCGCCGCCGCCGCGCGGUGCUGUUCGCCGACCUGCACUGCCUGGACACCGCACUGGCGGCUGCGGGGGCGGACGACUCCCUGCCCCCUGCGUUGGCAGCCGGGCUGUACUACGCGCGCCACCUGGGGGCCCGGCUGCCCGUAGUGGUGCUCUCGGACCCCCUGGCGGCGGCGGCAGCGGCGGAGGCGGAGGCGGAGGCAGCAGCUGAGGGAGGUGGCGACGGCAGUGCUGGUGGGGGGCCGAUAAGUCCUGCUCUGGCAGCUAACCUGGCCGAAGCCGCGGCUGCGGGCGUUACCGUACUCUCCGCCGCGGAUUACGUAAGCCGCUACUGGCCACCUGGGUCUCCGGUUUCGGAGCUGUACGACUCCCUCUGCGCAGCCAAGCUGGCGGCGGCGGCAGCUGACGGCGGCGGCGGAGGCGGCGAUGUGUCGUACAGUCCGCACCUGUCCCAGCAGGAGGUGGAGGAGGGACUGGCGGCGGGGGAGCUCCUGCGGGGAGUGCUCCGCGUGUCGCGGCGCUUCCCCCGCGAGGCGGUGGUGGACUGCGGCCACGGCCCCGAUGCGGCGGGCGGGCGGCUGGUGCGGGUGUCGGGGCGGGGCGCCAUGAACCGCGCCAUGGAGGGAGACCUGGUGGCGGUGCGGCUGCUGCCGCCGGGGGCAGCUGAUGGUAGUGG
Astrephomene gubernaculifera is the source of this 1182-nucleotide messenger RNA. The record is from the annotation of a GenBank genome assembly. NCBI's taxonomy places the organism in Eukaryota, Viridiplantae, Chlorophyta, Chlorophyceae, Chlamydomonadales, Astrephomenaceae.